Molecule: messenger RNA, 429 nt
Organism: Diatraea saccharalis (sugarcane borer)
Lineage: Eukaryota; Metazoa; Arthropoda; Insecta; Lepidoptera; Crambidae
Source: the annotation of a GenBank genome assembly
AAAAAACUUGCAUGCAUAACAUGACAUUUGACGUUUGCAGAAUUUACGUUCCAAUAAAUUUUUAAUUGUUUGAAAGGGUUUUUGCUAAGUUUUGAACUCGAUAAUUUUGUAAAUUAUACAUGUGUCAUAUUGAAUAUUAAAAUCAAUUUUGUUAUAUAAUAUGACGUUCAUACCUAAUUGGGAAGAAUUUGAAAAGUCAGCUGAAAUGUUGUAUUUGAGAGAUCCUCUGAAUACACGAUAUUGCAUAAAAUAUUCACAUACCAAGGGAGUAUUUUUGGUAAAAAUUACAGAUAAUAAAAAGUGUCUCCAGUACAAAACAGAGGUUCAACAAGAUGUUCGAAAAAUAGAUAAAUUUAUAUCUAAUUUGAUACGGCAUAUGGCUUCAAAUGAUAACUAAUAAAAUUAAAUAAGUUUUGUGAUACUUCUUUU